AUGGCCAAAGACUCCGCGGUCGGCUCCUCAUUCGACCAGCACGUCGUAGGCGGGUAUCGGUUUCUCAUGCGUUAUUACUCGCCAGGAGACGACAUUUACAUGUUUGGCUUUUCUAGAGGUGCCUAUGUUGCCAGGUUCUUAGCCGAGAUGCUAGAUUUCGUCGGUCUCCUCUUGCACGGUAACGAGGAGAUGGUUGCCUUUGCGUGGAGCGCGUUUUCUCAGUGGCAAUGCCGCAGAACUAACUCUACACCAGAGGGCAAGGAAGAAAGAGAAAAAAUGUACCAGUUUCUUAGAGGGUUCAGAGAGACCUUUUCCCGACCAAUCCGACGCAUCCGAUUUCUGGGCCUCUUCGACACGGUAAACAGCGUCCCGCGCUUUGAGACGGCAUGGAUGCAGCGUAGCAAAUUUCCGUACACCGCACGCAGUUCUGCAAAAGUCAUUAGACACGCAGUUAGCAUUGACGAACGUCGGGCCAAGUUUCGGCAAGACUUGAUAUACCAAGAGCCCAAGAAGUGCCGUAGGAAGAACGCCGCAAAGAAGAUGAUGGAACACCAGCCUUUCAAUGAAAAAUUACAAGAGUUCCAGGAGAAGUAUCGCCCUGGUCGGCGUUCGACUCUAGCACCUGACGAUGCUGUCGCGGCAGAAGACCGCGGCAGAAGACGCCACCUUCAAAGCCAAGAGGAAGACGCAGAUCAUCCUAUUCCGUUUCGCAGCCGUUCCAGAUCUCGAUCUAAAGCCACUGAACACUCACAUCAUGAGCACACGGAUCAUGACGCCUCGUCUAUCAAUUCCAAGCCACCGAUGGAAGACCUAACCUACGAUUCAGACGAUGACGAAGCCGACCAAGACGUUGACGAAGUGUGGUUUGCUGGAGGCCAUGGCGACAUCGGCGGAGGUUGGGACGCCGUCGCUGGUCGCAAGAACGCCAGCCAUAUCCCUCUAGUUUGGAUGGUCCGAGAAGCCAUGCGAGCAGGGUUGUCUUUUGAUGUCGAGCAACUCGAGUAUCUGGGAUGCAUCGAAUCAGUGACGGGGCCUACUUUUCAACAGCCUAACUUUCAACAACAGCCAGCGUCUCCAACCCCUCAAGAAGCGCCUGGAGUUCCCCAAAUUCAUGUUGACGCUCCUUCUCCGCCGCCGGUUGAUUUUCAACCAGAAUCACCAACUGGGUCUGCGACGGAACAAGCAGAUGAGAAUUCGGACGGGCUAACACACGCUUGCACGACAACGGCCUUUGGCGAAAUGAUUCGGACCGCACAUGAGGCUCAGAUCCACGACUCGCUUGACUUCGCAUGCGGCAUGCAUCCUGUCAGUGUCUUCAUGUGGAGGGUGAUGGAGUACCUGCCAUUUCGAAGGCUUGAUCUCAGACCCGACGGCAGUUGGAAACCCAUUAGAUGGCCGCUACCACGCGGAGAAGUCCGCGAUAUCCCUGACAAGGUCAGAGUCCAUGGAAGUGUGAUCCGCAGAAUGGAGAGGGACGAGAAGUACAGGCCGGGUAAUCUCAUCGUCGGUGGUGGCGGCAGAGGAUGUAGAGUGGCUCCUAAACAGUACGGUAUGGGAGAGUGGGAAUGUGUUAAGGGUCAAGGGGAUGUUAUCGACGAGGUCUGGGUACGCAAACCACGACUUGACGAGAAAAAAGAGUCUGAUAUUUGA
Messenger RNA from Colletotrichum spaethianum, 1650 nucleotides. RefSeq lists its product as uncharacterized. The record is from RefSeq and is a predicted model, not a curated record. The transcript has a single exon. NCBI's taxonomy places the organism in Eukaryota, Fungi, Ascomycota, Sordariomycetes, Glomerellales, Glomerellaceae. Bases 1 to 1650 code for a protein of 549 amino acids.